Molecule: messenger RNA, 7728 nt
Organism: Doryrhamphus excisus (bluestripe pipefish)
Lineage: Eukaryota; Metazoa; Chordata; Actinopteri; Syngnathiformes; Syngnathidae
Gene: zfpm1
Product: zinc finger protein, FOG family member 1
Biological process (GO): positive regulation of transcription by RNA polymerase II; erythrocyte differentiation; heart development
Cellular component (GO): nucleus
Molecular function (GO): RNA polymerase II-specific DNA-binding transcription factor binding
Source: RefSeq, a predicted model, not a curated record
UUGGAUAUAGUGGCUUCCAGCCCAAGAGACGGUGCAAGCGGCCGAACGCCGGACCGGUGAGACGACACCCGAAUAGAAAGCUACAUCUCCGCAGAAGUGUUCAUAUUUCCACUGGCCUCUUUUACUGCUGGGACGCGGAAUAACGUGGACUAACAUUAUUAGCAGCAAAGCGGAGACGAGACGAGGCGAGACGCGGACACGUUAGGACGGACAAGCCAAGGGACUCAGCCACAGGUAGGAAGCUGUCGUGGCUGAAGAUAUCAAAGUACAGGCGGGUCAUGUAGAUUUUAUUUUUCUCCGACCCGAGCGACGAGUCGCAGCAAUAGAACCGAAUCAAGCCGAACUGAGAAGAUUUAACACGCUGCUCCGCCGCUCAGCCCAUCCGACUGGGCUCCUGGUCCCAGGAAAAGUCAUCAUCAUGUCCAGGAGGAAGCAAAGCAAACCCCGGCAGAUUAAGCGUUCCCUUGGAGAGCUUGACAGCAAUGAUGACAGCACUUUUGACGAUCUGAGCGUCUCGGGAGAGGAGGCAGAGGCCUCAGACCCGGAUGAUUCAGCAGAUGGCGAAAGCAGCAGUCCGCCGCCAUACACGCCGCUUUACAAUGACGAGUCCAGGACGCAGGACACCAAAAGAGGCCCUGAUGAAGAUGAGGAAGAGCAAUGUCUGGCACACAGUGGUGGAAAAGAGGAUGACGAGGGGGAGGAAGAGAAUGAAGUGUUGCAGUGGAAUGGUCCAGAUGAGGUGGAGCUCAGUGGAGAAGGCAGCAGUCGCAGGGUGGUGGCUCGCAGGGACCUUCAUAUAGACACAACGUGGGGGCCCUUUUCAGGGAUCCUCCAAUCAGAGGACAGCACAGAUGAGUCAGAGAACUCAAGGUGGGCCUUGGUGUGUGACGAUCCAGAUUGCUGGAUUACCUGUCUUGCUUUGACAACUGAUCCAUAUGAUGCCAACUGUACUAUCUACAGCCAAGGUGAGGAGCUAUUCUGCAAGGUGACCAGAGAAAUUUCAGUGGGGGAAAGACUCCUUGCCACACCGUUGCUUCCUCCAAAACCGUCCUCUCCUGUGGCGAGGGGUUCGCCUCUACUCAACCUUGUUACCCAGAAAACGUCUGUGGUGAAGGAGGAGCCGCUUUACCCCGCCGCGCUUCACACAGACAUCCAACUCCUCCCACAACAAGCGGGCAUGGCUGCGAUUUUGGCCACUGCUGUUGUCAAUAAGGAUAUUUUCCCAUGCAAAGAUUGCGGGAUUUGGUACCGAAGUGAAAGGAACCUGCAAGCCCAUCUCAUGUACUACUGCGCCAGCCGACAGAAACAGCCAGCUGCAUCCUCAACCCCGCCACAAGACAAACCCAAGGAGUCCUACCCCAACGAACGCGUAUGCCCCUUUCCUCAGUGCAACAAGAGCUGCCCCAGUGCAAGUUCACUGGAAAUUCACAUGCGCACACACAGUGGUGAGCGUCCGUUUGUCUGCCUCAUCUGUCUGUCAGCCUUCACCACUAAAGCAAAUUGCGAGCGCCACCUGAAGGUCCACACUGACACACUGAAUGGUGUGUGUCACGGCUGUGGCUUCGUCUCCACGACGAGGGAUAUUCUUUACAGCCAUUUAGUCACAAGCCACAUGGUUUGCCAGCCUGGAUCUCGUAGCGAGGUCUACUCACCAGGCCCAGGCCUUCCGAAGUUACCCUCGACCGUUGUUCUCAGUCCAGGAGACUCCGGCGUGGUGCUAAAGUGCCAAAUCUGCGGCCACAACUCUGAGUCCCCGUCCCAGCUGCAGCAGCAUGUCCAAACCCAUUUAGAGGUGAGAGUCCCGGCUGAAAGGAGCCCCACCCCUCGUCAAAGUACCCCACUUGACCAGCUCCAAUCAUCCAAACCAGACAGUGAGCCUUUAGGCUGCGUCCCUAAGCCAGAUUCCUCCAGCCCAGGCGCUAAUGGUGGCUCUGCUACUCCACGAGGCUGCAGUCCCCCUGACGCCCAAACCAACAUAAACCUUCAAAUCAAAGAGGAGCCUCAAUCGGAAUCUGAGGUAGAAGAGCAGCAGAUGGAUGUUAAAGAGAGUGGUGAAGAUGCUGACCUAAAAGCAGAAGGGAAGUCAAAUGAGAUUCAAACUACAAACAUGAUUUGUCAGACAUCAAAUUCUCCAAAAAGCCCCGCUAGCACAGUCGUGAAAGCGGAACCAACGAGUCCAACUCCCGGUUGCAGCCCAACUCAUAUCGGUGGUGCCGGCUCGGUUUUCCCUGGCGGAUCGAUGUUUUUGCCUCAGUACAUGUUUAACCCCGAAACAGCCAUUUUACCCCAGGCCUCAGAGAUUCUAGCUAAAAUGUCUGAGAUGGUUCACAGCCGUCUGAAGCAGGGUCAGGCACUUCCUCCGAACACCCCAGCCACCUUCUUCUCGUCGGCACCAACCGUACCCACAACGACGGCGACGCCACCUCAAAAAGGAGCCACCUGCUUUGAGUGUGAUAUCACAUUCAACAAUAUAAACAAUUUCUAUGCACACAAGAGGCUUUACUGCUCCAGUAGACACCACGGAGAAGGUGCAACAUCAGCUUCAGGUCCAGGAUCAACAAGGGAUACUUCUCCAACCGCUGUGCCUUCCAGAAAGGCACAAGAUUCAUCAGGAUCUCCUCGGGAUGGAGCAGUGAGCAGAGCGGCUUCGGCUUCUCCUCCUGAAUCUGACACCGCAGCAGAAGCGAGGAGAGCAUUGGAAGUGAAGACCGAAACACCGUCAGGCAAGGAAGGAAUGUCGUCUGCUUCUGAAGGUGAGGGUGUAGUAAGUGGAGGAGGAAGAGCAAGCGAGGAUAGCCGGAGUCCCGUCAGCGGGUCUGCUGAAGACGUGGAUGAGGAUCCCAACCGAACCUUUUGCGAGGCCUGCAACAUUCGCUUCAGUCGCCAUGAGAACUACACCGUUCACAAACGCUUCUACUGUGCUUCACGCCAUGACCCAACCAACCAGCGAGCCGUCCACAUGGCCAAGGCGACCACCACAGCAGCCUUCCACCCGCAGCCGAUCCGCACACGCAAGAGGAAGAAGAUGUAUGAAAUCCACAUGGCGAGAACCGAAGCCCUAGCUGCCGCCGCCGCUGCCGCCGCCACUCUUUCUGCAGCCGCCACCGCCUCCGCUCCGUCUCCUUCGGUACUUGGCCUGGCGGUGAAACGUGAAGUCUCCCCCAGUGGAACAGGCACCUCCAGUCCCGAAGGAGAUGGUCCAAUUGAUCUGAGUAAAAGGCCUCGACUCAUAGAGGUUCCACGGGAUGGAACCAACAGUAUUCUCCCCAUCUUGCCACUCACCGAUUACCAUAAAUGCACCGCCUGUAGUAUCAGCUUCAAUAGCAUCGAGAAUUACUUGGCUCAUAAGACCUACUACUGCCCCGCCACCACGCUCCAGCAGCAUACCUUAGAGCAGCUCCACAGGCUCAAAAGAUCAGCCUCUACCUCUCCGAAAACCAAGUGUCACCAGGAACGCCAAGAGCUUCUGCAUCCAAUCGAAGCAAAAGCGCUCCCCGCAGAGUGGAUGAGACAAGCUCAAGGUUCAUCGCCGAGUCCGCACAUCUCAGCAUUACCCGCCUCGGAUGCUACGUCUCCCCCUGACACCGCAAACGCGCUCGCAGCUACCCCGGCCGCGGGUGCCAAAGGCGUUAGCGCGGCUUCUUCUCAGAUGAUCUGUCCGUAUUGUCCAAACAGAACCAUCACAUGUGACCUAAUGGAGCACUUCAAGACUAUACACGGCUUGGUUGUAUCGAUGCAGUCGCCCCGAGAAGCUCAACCUCAGCCAAGCAGCCGAGUUAGUCCCAGCCCCAGCCUUAGUCCCAGAGAUGGCACCGCCACCACCUCCAGUACCCCAACUGGCGCACCCAGAUCGGGUCCCCGCAUUCACAGAAAUAGUACUAACGGGCAGGCAAGAAGUGGUACCACUUCUCCCUCCUCUCCUCUGGAAAAUGGGAGCCCCUCAGGUGAAUGUGAAUCCCCGUCAGCAAGUUUACCUCCACCCGUAUCCCCCUCGGGGGCUCCCCGUCUGACUUUGUCACCCGUGCCUGACCCCCGAAGAGACACAGUCGGUACAUCCGUCCUUCCAGACAAGGCUUCACCCACCGGCUCCGUCCCCGGCCCUAAAAGCCAAGUCGUGUCUUCGGUCCAAAACGGUAACUCCCGCUACUGUCGGCUGUGUAACAUUAAAUUCAGCAGCCUUUCCACAUUCAUAGCUCAUAAAAAGUACUACUGUUCCUCCCACAGUGCUGAACAUGUCAAGUGAGUUGAGUAUUUCGCUUUUUGUCUUCUAUUCUGACUGAGAUGCUACUCCUCAGUCAGCUCCAAGAAGCCCCCCGUGCGCCCCUUUUUUUCGGCUGUCAGUGCAUCCCAGACACGGUGCCAAAGUUGCACAGAUCUGGGCAUGACCGUUAUCUGAAUGAAUGGCUGUUACCUGUCGGCAGGACCUGUUGUCCAUUUGCUCCUGAGCAGCCAGUGUGGUGUUACUAUGUGAUUAUUUUUUUUCCUCUCUCCCAUGGGUCUACAUGUACACUAUGAGCUGAGAUCUUUGUCUACCUGCACACUAAAGUGUGCCCUCGUCCCCCUAGGUCAUUUUUUGUGUUUGUUUUUUUUCACAUUAACCGCUACCAACUUCUCAAUAUGUCGCAUUGUGGGACGUUAAAAAGUUUUAUGUGAACAACUUCAUUUUUGUCCGGUCCUGUUAAACUGAGUUGUUGAAUUGGAAUUCCAACAAUUGACUGAUGUGAUCGUAUACCCCCCGUCCCCAUCCCCCAUUCCUUCCCCAGUCAGAGGAAUACUAUCUCUUGUAUGGAAAGACUUGAUCACGUUUCAUGUUUUUAUUAUCUGUGUAUAGUCUAUGAUGUCUACAGAAUAAUUCUAUAAUUGGUUUCAACACUGGCUCUUUUAUGCUCACUAGAAAAAGCUGAAGCAUUUUUAGUUAAAAAAAAAAAAUAAAGAAAAAAUAUGUGGUAUGAAACGUUACUAAUUACUGAAGGAUAUUUCAAAAUUGUCAUUGCUUUUUCAUAUAAACAUUUUUUUUUAUUUUCUCAUAAAAUGCAAGGGAGAGGCAAAUGUGAAAUAUUUAUCUUCUAGUCCUCACUGAUUUCAUGUCAACAGAAAACUACCUACAUAUUGUGUAAGAGUAUUUUUUAUUUUGUAUUUGCUUAUUUCCAUGCUGUUAGAAGGAACCGUGUGGCUCUCGGUAUGUUGAAGUAUUUCUAGUGUAGGUAUCCAAUAUCUUCUCCCUGGGACGACAUUCAAUCUUCUUAUCAUAGAAGCGUUAUUUGGUUUUCCUCAUGCAGUCAUCCGAAUAUUGGAUGAAUUAGCCGCACCACAACAAGCAGUCGUCUCAAAUGACCUCAGAGUUGGGGUCAUGACACCUUCCCGACCCGACAAAUCUGGCUUUAUGUACCUGCAUCAUAUUCUGUUGUCUUUUUGAGUAGAACAUGAAGAGACAGCCACAAACCCAACCACGCCUCCAAGCUGAAUACAAUACAGUCUUGCACUCACUUCAUGCACUUCAUGAUGGAAUAACACCUUGUUGUUCUGACCGCUGGCCACACAGCUAGGAGCCCCGAGUUCGAUUCCGCCCUCGGCCAUCUCUGUGUGGAGUUUGCAUGUUCUCCCCGUGCAUGCGUGGGUUUUCACCGGGUACUCCGGUUUCCUCCCACAUUCCAAAAACAUGCUAGGUUAAUUGGCGACUCCAAAUUGUCCAUAGGUAUGAAUGUGAGUGUGAAUGGUUGUUUGUCUAUAUGUGCCCUGUGAUUGGCUGGCGACCAGUCCAGGGUGUACCCCGCCUCUCGCCCCAAGACAACUGUUGUUGAAUUAAAACCAUUAAUAAUGCUAGGGCUGCACGUCGGUAGAGUGGUUAGCGCGCAGGCCUCACAGCUAGGAGACAUGAAUUCAAUUCCACCCUUGGCCAUUUCUGUGUGGAGUUUGCAUGUUCCCUCCGUGCAUGCGUGGGUUUUCUUCGGGUACUCCAGUUUCCUCCCACAUUCCAAAAACAUGCUAGGUUAAUUGGCGACUCCAAAUUGUCCAUAGGUAUGAAUGUGAGUGUGAAUGGUUGUUUGUCUAUAUGUGCCCUGUGAUUGGCUGGCAACCAGUCCAGGGUGUACCCCGCCUCUCGCCUGAAGACAGCUGGGAUAGGCUCCAGCACCCCCCGCGACCCUUGUGAGGAUAAGCGGUAGUGAAUGAAUGAAUUAAUUAAUUUCUUGGAAACUACAAGGCAGAUAAUUAUAAGCAGCUGGUGGCAAACCUCCUGAUAAUUUUAAAUUUAACUACAAAUGCACUUCUGCCGGGGCUGCACGGUGGUGAGUGGUUAGCAAACAGUCCUAAUUCAAUCCCAUCUUCGGCCAUCUCUGUAUGGAGUUUGCAUGUUCUCCCCGUGCAUGUGUGGGUUUUCUCCAGGUACUCCGGUUUCCUCCCACAUUCCAAAAACAUGCUAGGUUAAUUGGCGACUCCAAAUUGUCCAUAGGUAUGAAUGUGAGUGUGAAUGGUUGUUUGUCUAUAUGUGCCCUGUGAUUGGCUGGCAACUAGUCCAGGGUGUACCCCGCCUCUCGCCCCAAGACAGCUGGGAUAGGCUCCAGCACCCCUCGCAAGGAUAAGCAGUAGAAAAUGAAUGAAUGAAUAAAACUUCUUCUCAUAGUGUGAAGAUGCUAGCUGAGAAUGAAUCCAAACCUGCUAAAUUCUCCGUGAUGUAUCUAUCUAUAUUUUCCCGUGGCUCUGUUUCGUCCUCAUUUUUGAACAUAUUAGAAGUUUUAAGUUGGUCUGAUAUUUCUCACACUAAAAGUGGAACCCCAUCCAAAAAAACUAAGGGCCUGAUCUACCAAGAUUCCACAUCACAAGUGUUAAAUUGCGUAAGCACCUGCUAUAAUAAGUGAGCAUGUUGCAUUUGAUCCGCUAUGAUGGCUUGCACAGAUUUAAACAGGUUCAAAACUGGUGCGGGUGUCUGUUACGAGCUGUCACUAUGGAUAGUUUGGGAUAGAAUGUUUUGAAGCCAUGGAGUUGGAGGUCUUGAUGGAGGAUGCAAAUAAACACACUGUUGAACAUUGCGUUAGUGUAUUUUGUCAUGUUUUACACCACAACUUAUUUGUUAGGUUAUGAUAUUUAUGUCAACAUAUCAGAAAUUGUACUUGUACUGCGAUGUUGUACAACAAAAAUGACCGACUCCCAAAUCAAAUCAAUGGUCUCUCUUUUUAUUUCUGACAGUCGCUUCUGUCAUUGCACCUCCUUCUCACCACAGUGACCGCAGCUCCUCCUCUCGGUAUUUUGCAUGUUCCGAUCUGCAUAUUCAUGAAGGCAAACACACAAAAUGGAACGGCGGUGUUAUUUUGUUUAUUUGGCGCACAUGUUUUUUAUACACGCAAACCAUAAGUAGAUCAGGCUCUAAGUGUUUCCAAUUAAUGUGAAACAGAACCGAAACAAACUGAAGUUCUGGUCAGACGGUAUGCUGGAAUAUUGUUUUUGUGCCCCCACCCCCCCCCCCCACCCUCAUGUUAUUGCACUGUUGUAUUAAAUGUGCUGAAUGUUUUAUUUUUAGCGAAUUCUCAUGCAACUGUAUUUAUUUGAUACAGCACUUUCACCCCUCCCCCUCCCAAAAAAAAUAUAUUGUUUUAUCAUGAAGGACCCUCCGAGUUCAUUUGAAUUUCUCUGAUGUAGAAAACAAUGAAUGUCAAAAACCUCUAUUUUUUAUUUUUCAUAUAUUUCAUUUCCACUACAAGCUUGUCCAAACUAUGCAUGGAAAAAUAAAAA